CAGAAAUAUUCUUUAUUUUGAAAUACACAAUUUUAAAAUAUUGUUUAUUUUAAACAGGAUUCCAGCUUUGCUAUCUAAAUAAUGAGUUGUCCUGAUCAAGACAUACUGGGCCAGGCUUUUGAAGAUGCGCUAGAGGUACUGCAACAGCAUUCUGAUGCUGAAAUGCAAUAUUCACCAGGUUAUAGAAAUUGCCUGACUGUGAUCAACCAUCAUCCUCACUUCCGAGCAAGUCCCAGCUACUCUGCAGCACCAUCUGCAGAGGACCCAGGAUAUAGCUGGAGAAAUGUAAUAAACAGUGCAGCGGAUUUUUGUGCAGAUGAAACUGUCUACCACACUCUGCAGAAUAUUCCAGAAAACCAAGUGGUGCAUGCUGCUGCUGGCCAGCCAAAAGCAGGGAAAGGUAGGAAAAAACUUCGACUGUUUGAGUACCUCCAUGAGUCUCUGUAUGAUCCAGCUAUGGCAAACUGCAUCCAAUGGGUGGAUAAGCCCAAUGGUGUCUUCCAGUUUGUCUCCAAAAACAAGGAGAAACUUGCAGAGCUGUGGGGAGAAAGAAAAGGAAACCGCAAGAUCAUGACAUAUCAGAAAAUGGCCAGAGCACUGAGGAAUUAUGGAAGAACAGGUGAAAUCAUUAAAAUUCGAAGGAAGCUGACAUACCAGUUCAGUGCAGUUGUUUUACAGAGACUUGCUCCAUCUUAUUUCUUGGGAAAAGAAACAGUUUAUCAUCCGUACAUUCAGUCUAAUCAAGAAUAUCAGUGUGCAGAUGACUGGAUAAGUUACAAUAAUUACAUGUAUACCAAUGGUUAUGCGCUACAGCAUGCUAACAGCUAGACACAUCUUUCACAUAAACAGGCCUUUGUUAGCUAGUAAUACUUUCUAGCACAGGAACUCUUCUCUGUACGUGGCUUUUCUUUUAAAAUAUCAUACCAACACACACUGAGGAAGGUUUUAAAAAUGAAAUUGGCCUAGUUUUGUUCCUUUUGAAGUUUAUGACAAACAGUCAGCGACUAUUCAAGAAAAACAGCAGCUCUAGGGUAGGUUCUGUUCUCCGCUACAUUAAUCAGACGAAUUUCUUCAGAUCAAGUUAGUAUACACAAGAUCAGGAACAAGGCUUUUGUGUGCUACUGGAUACCAAAGAUCCCAUUCCUGACAACAGCUAGCCCUCUUACAGCAGUCAUUAUCUUCACUGGA
Molecule: messenger RNA, 1188 nt
Organism: Struthio camelus australis
Lineage: Eukaryota; Metazoa; Chordata; Aves; Struthioniformes; Struthionidae
Gene: SPIC
Product: Spi-C transcription factor
Biological process (GO): cell differentiation; regulation of transcription by RNA polymerase II
Cellular component (GO): nucleus
Molecular function (GO): DNA-binding transcription factor activity, RNA polymerase II-specific; sequence-specific DNA binding
Source: RefSeq, a predicted model, not a curated record